AUGGGUGGGCAUGUGACAUCGACGCUGUGCACACCGAGCCGGUGGAGCGCUUUGAACGGCCGCUUUGCCUCGCGCAGCCAAGAUCUCCUCAAUGACUACCCGGCGGGAGGUCCCGGGCGGCCCCUGACGCUCUCCGCCCGUCCCUUCCUCAGUAUUCAGUGGAACACCUACCUCAUCGAGGGCGACAUGACCAUAGCGAUGGCGCUGCAAGACCACGGCUACUUGACGGGCGCAGUGGGGAAGUGGCAUCUUGGCGCUCCGCGGCUCAUCUACCCGUACGACCCGAGCCCCCACUACCAAGACUACGAGCUCCUCGAGCGGCAAAACAACUUGACACGAGAGCACUGCAGAGAGUUCGGAUUCGGGGUGUGUGACCGCGUCUACCGCUCAAACGUUGGUGCUGUGGAGGUGAACAACGACAUCCCGUUUGAGCUCAAGUACCACAAUCUCGAGUGGGUGACGGGCGGGGCUCUGGCCUUUCUGGGGCAAGCCGAGCGAGUCAAGCUGCCGUGGUUCCUCUAUUAUGCCUUCACCGCGCCGCAUGGGCCGCCGACUCGGUUGAGCCUUAAUAACCCGGCAUACGUGACGCCUCUUGGAAUCAAGUAUGAGGGCAUGACGCAGCAGGAGUGGCCUCAGGAGCACCUGCAGCCGCGAGGCACCGUCUAUGAGCGUGCACUAGCUGCUGGCGUCACGGAUCCGGACUUCCAGGCGAGCACCAGUUCGCCCGCCAUCACUUGGAUGGACGAUGCAGUCGAGACGCUCAUGGCCAAGGUCGACGAGCUCGGUAUGCGUGAGCAAACAAUGACCAUAUACAUCUCGGACCACCAGGCAGACGUUAUUGGGAAGGGUACCUGCUACUGGGCCACCAACGUGCCCUUCAUUGUCAACUGGCCCGGAACCGUCGCGCCAGCUGCCGGGACUGAGCUGCUUGCCUACCACCUCGACGUCUUCCCGACGAUCCUCGACUACGCGGGCGUCAACGCCGCGAGCUUGACACCUCUUCCGGGCCCGACGACUGCGCUCGUCGCGUGCGGGGGCGGCGACGCGAACCCGCAGUGCCACGCCUUGGGUGUGCUGGAGAAAACCGUGUUUCUCGACGAGAAGUACGGGGUGCGCUGCUGCUCGGACACCGUGAGGGCCGCUCCCUGGAGGCAGGGCGCGGACUGCGCCGUGUGGGCAGAGUCAGACGCUGGCUUUGGCCCGGGUGGGAGUACGCAGUGCCAUCGAUCCUCGACUUUUGCCGAAGCGGAGGCCAUCUGCCUUGCAGCGAGCGCCCGCUUGUGCACCGCGGCGGAAAUUCACGCAGGCUGCACCAAGACCACCGGAUGCGCUCUCGACGGCGCGCUCAUCUGGACGGGCGACGUGACGACGCCGGCUCCCAAGCCGCUCCAUCUCGAUGGCAAGAGCCUCCGACCCCUUCUCGAGGGUGGGCCCGUCAACUCGGCGGGUAAGCCGGAACCGUGGAUGUGGCGGAGGUACAUCCUGCUCGAGGUUUUCUACACGCGCGCGGUCGUGUCGUGGGACGGCUGGAAGUACUUGGCCAAGCGCUUCCCGCCCGAGGUCCAGGCGCUCGCAGACCAAGGCAUCCCGGUGGACCACCAGGGCCUUCCACCGGAGCACAGGCAGUACCUUCGCCUCUUCAAGGGCGAGCUCCCCGAGCACUACCCUUACUACCUCGACGACGACCAGCUGUACCACCUUUACGACGGCAAUACGUACCUAAACGAAAGCGUCAACCUCUACGACUCGAACGCCCCGGAUGCUGUGGCUGCGCUCGCCAAGCUCGAGACGGCCAUGGCGGAGGCACAUUUCGCGGACUGCUGCGAGCGCACCAGCGCGGGCCACAUGCGCUUGCGGGACGCAUCGCCCCAAAAGGAAUGA
Messenger RNA from Emiliania huxleyi CCMP1516, 1881 nucleotides. RefSeq names its product putative arylsulfatase. The record is from RefSeq and is a predicted model, not a curated record. NCBI's taxonomy places the organism in Eukaryota, Haptophyta, Isochrysidales, Noelaerhabdaceae. Gene Ontology annotation, molecular function: arylsulfatase activity. The transcript is spliced from 7 exons. Bases 1 to 1881 code for a protein of 626 amino acids.